Molecule: messenger RNA, 750 nt
Organism: Taeniopygia guttata (zebra finch)
Lineage: Eukaryota; Metazoa; Chordata; Aves; Passeriformes; Estrildidae
Gene: ODF1
Product: outer dense fiber of sperm tails 1
Cellular component (GO): polymeric cytoskeletal fiber
Source: RefSeq, a predicted model, not a curated record
GUCCCCGAUCCCUGAUGUCACAGGGCGGCUUGCUGGGAGGUGCAGGAACACCGGCAGCUCCGCUCCGCUGGCACCGCCAGAUGAAGCUCUCGGGGCACUCAAGAUCGCCCUCCCCCUGACAGCUCGACCAUGUCGACGCACUGUUACUUUGCGACAGAGAACCUGAGGCACAUAGAGAGGCAGAUGAGGAUGAUGGACCUGCGCCUGCAGCUGCUCCGUGAGAAGCUGUGUGCAGUCCGCCUGCACAGGUGCGCCCUUUCCUGCUCCUGCCCGCCCCAUCCCUGCCUCCGGAGAAGGUGCAUCUCAGCAAGUGAGAGAAGGAAAAGACUUGGCAUGAUGUUGAACUCAUGCUCUGGUAAAAAUUUGGCUUUGAUCAAUGUGAAGGGGUUUGACCCCAGGGACAUCACGGUAACGGUGAAGGACGGGAAGGUGACCGUGUCAGCAGAGCGCAAGGUGGAGAGCAGCACCGGCUUCACAAAGACAUGGAACUACAAAAGACUCGUAAAGGAAUUCUGCCUGCCGCCAGGGGUGGAUGACAAGGAGGUGACCUACUCAGUGGAAUCCAAGUGCCCCAGGGAGCCAGCCAAGUGCUGCCUUUCUCCCUGCAAAUACUGAACCGCAGCAGGAAGCCAAACCAGCCACAGCCAUUCUUCUGCCUCACUCCUUCUCUCCAUCACAUUUAGAUCUGUCCCAAUGACGGUGUGUCAGCAGCUUCUCUUACUUCUGCCAUUAAAGAAAACAGCAUUCUGA